AUGUCUGCACAACAGAUGAUUGCAAACAAUAAACCUGAUCCAUCGAUUAAUUCUUCACUUCCCCGCAGAAGAGAUGUUCCAUUAUUUACAUUGCCAACUCAAGAUGAUAUAAAUGCCGAUGGUUCUCUUUGGCUUAAUGAAAUGAAUGAUCUGGUUUCUUACUAUUCAUUUAUCGUCACUUCUUCGUGUGAUUCAUUUUGGAACGAAGUUAAAUUCCAAGAUGAUUUAGCGCUUUCCGUUAGUUCUUUUCUGGAACGCUGCCCCAGGUCAAUUCAAAAUUCAUCCCUUCCAAGAAUAUACAUUGAUACGAUCCAAAGAUUAUAUUCCUUAGUUAUCCUAAUUCUCAAAAGAGCUUCAAAUCCUUCUGAAUCUAGUACCCUUUCGAUGCGCAGUUUUGAACAUGAUGAACUAAUGUAUAGAAGUAAACUUUUUGAGAUUUCUUCCAUGAUUGAUCUUGCGGCUUUGUAUUGUAAUAAGCAACCCGAUAUCUUAAGGAGCAUUUUUGCUUCUGUAUUCAAGGAAAAUAGUAAAUUUGUUAACGAUGCUGCGUCUACUGUGGCGUGUGCCAUUGAGGCUUUGAAGGUUGUUGAAAUGAACGUUGCGUCUUGGCAAUUUGAUGAAAAGCAUCAAUUUGUCACUGCAAAUAGGGAUUCCGUGGAUGCUGUAUCGGAAACAAUCGAAUAUGUAGUUGAUGCAAUUUGCAGCCUGGGGACAUUUCUAUCCUUUUUAGCUCCUCUAAAUUCAUCAGUGUCUGAUCUCUGUAUUCGCAAGGGCAUUGUCUCAUCGCUUGCUGAUUUCUAUGACAGUACCAUUGUAAAUAUACGCGAUCACAUUCUUAGAAGCUUGACUUGGUCCACCGAGAAGAAGUCAGAACUAUUGAACCGAUUGGCAAUUGCUGGAGCUUCUCUAGUGAAGACUGUCCGAAUAGGUUUAAUCGAACCGGGUCUGGUGAAUCGCAUAAUGCAACUAGCAUUCGGUGGUAUCUCCAAUGCGGAGAAAUCGCAAACUCUUUCACGCAUCUUUGGUACCUUCAUAGAUGUUAUGGUGGAGAUGACCAACCACAAUGAAUUUGCACGGGUAUAUACGCACCUUUACCCUGUAGUUGACGAUAUCACUCUUGUACGGGAGGCCGCUAGCUCUGCCAGUGUAUCUCAAGGGGUCGCUGUGGCUGAACAGACCUUUUUUGCUUUCAGAGACCAGGAACAGUUGGAUUAUUUGCAAAGUGCCUUCUCCCGACUCUGCAAUGAGUCCAAUACUAAGCAAGCUAAAUCUACAAUAAAUGAGAAGGCCAAGGAGGAAACAAUGCAGCCGGGUCCUUCAACCUCUACAAGCAUCAAGGUUGAAGAAGAGCCACCUCAGCCCUGCUGCUCCCGUCCAUCUGAGUUUCGAACGGUCAAAUCUGUUUUCCCAGAUAUUGAGAAUGAUCUAAUUGAGAGAUGUCUUGAGCAUUAUAAGAACGAUACCGAGGCUGUCAUUUCGGCCCUUCUAGAUGGAUCCGUCCCUUUGAGUGUCACCAAUCCCGAACUCAUCAAACAAUCAAUUCCAUCUUUUAAACCGGGGCAGAUCUGGCUGGGUAAACAACAAAAGGCCGAUUCACUGGAACCCCUCUCGAAAGAAGACAAAGAACGGGUGACUAACUUGGCUAUCAGUGUCUGGGAUGAUGAGGACGCUAUUGGUGGCUAUAACUACGGUGAUAAUGACGAUGAUGGCAGGGAGCGGGCUCAAAUGAAAUGGGAAAAUGACCAUCAGUUGGCUACUGGCCGCGUGGCGGAUCCCACUUAUCUUGAUGAAUAUGACGACACUUUUGACGGCGAAAUUGGCGUUGAUAUUGAACGCGCAGAAGAAGAGGUUGAGGAGGCGGUGGAUAACAACCAGGUUUUCUCUCAGAAGCCAUCCAAAUAUCAACCGCUUCCACCGUCAGCUCCUCCAUCUUUCGCUCGAGGUAGUAUGCGUGGAGUUCAUAAAAAACAUCGGUAUCGUCAGGAAUAUAGUUCUGCUGGAGUGUCACAAGGGUACGUUCCGGAGCAGCAGCAAAGACAAAAUGUUUUACGGAUUGAGAACCCCGAGGAGUUGCGUCAACGUAAGCAACAUUUCGCGACACAGAAAGCCAUUAGGAGAGGAGUCGUAAAAAUUCCAACAAGGAUAGAUGUUCCAGCCCAACCGGUCAUUCCAGAAAUUCCGGGAAGUGAGCCCCAGGAACCACAACACUUGACUUCAAAACCCACUCAGCCACCCAAAAUAAAGGACAGAGGUGGAAGCAAUUUAAGAGGAAAACCCCUCAAUCAACCUCGUUCAGUGGAUCCAAUCAAAUCGGACCCCUCUAAUAAUAAUAAUCAAAACAAAAGGGGAAAGAAUUUUGGUGGUGGUAGGGGGAGAGACGGAAGAUCAUUUAGUAAUCAACCUUAUCUAACGGACAACCACGAAACCAAUCGUCCAUACAGAGGUGGGUAUAAUCGUGGUAACAGAUCCUUCAACCGGGGUGGUCGAGGGGACUUUACUAUGGGAAGAGGUCGUGGACGCACUGCAGUUAAUGGUGACCAUGACAACGAAAUUCAAAGAACUGGCUUUAGACCUGAAGACGAUGCUUAUUCAAGGCGUUUGAAGGAUCGUUUUGAGUAG
This is a messenger RNA of Rodentolepis nana, 2619 nucleotides long. The record is from the annotation of a GenBank genome assembly. Lineage: Eukaryota; Metazoa; Platyhelminthes; Cestoda; Cyclophyllidea; Hymenolepididae.